This is a messenger RNA of Trichophyton benhamiae CBS 112371, 249 nucleotides long. RefSeq lists its product as uncharacterized. Gene Ontology annotation, molecular function: mRNA binding; structural constituent of ribosome. The record is from RefSeq and is a predicted model, not a curated record. Gene Ontology annotation, cellular component: ribosome; cytosolic large ribosomal subunit. Lineage: Eukaryota; Fungi; Ascomycota; Eurotiomycetes; Onygenales; Arthrodermataceae. The coding region runs from base 1 to 249 and encodes 82 amino acids. Gene Ontology annotation, biological process: negative regulation of translation; translation. The transcript has 2 exons.
AUGUCCACCUUCGAGCCAGUGGUCGUCAUCGACGGCAAGGGACACCUCCUUGGUCGCCUCGCCAGUACCGUGGCCAAGCAACUUCUCAACGGACAGAAGAUCGUCGUUGUCCGAUGUGAAGCCCUCAACAUCUCCGGCGAAUUCUUCCGUGCCAAACGUAUGCAUGCACCGUUCCCCCCAGCAGAUAUAGGGAAGAAGAAGAAGUGGAAACGAGGAAAAGAAGACGAGAGCAUGGGGAAGAAUACAUAG